Aspergillus ochraceoroseus IBT 24754 is the source of this 1191-nucleotide messenger RNA. Its product is annotated as uracil phosphoribosyltransferase. The transcript has 5 exons. The record is from RefSeq and is a predicted model, not a curated record. The coding region runs from base 211 to 954 and encodes 247 amino acids. NCBI's taxonomy places the organism in Eukaryota, Fungi, Ascomycota, Eurotiomycetes, Eurotiales, Aspergillaceae.
CCCCACUUUCAUACAUACUCGGGUACACGAGGUCUCCUGCACUUAUUGAGCAAUAAUUCGUCGUCAGUUUCGCUAACUGGCAUACCGCCAUUUCAGACAUAUACAAUAUACCAUCUAAUCUGCUAUAUCCCUGCGGGCGGGACGAGUGCAAUCUUGACUAUUUCAACUUGUCCAUUCCAUUAACCACUACUUCUUGCACUUUAUUCCGUCAUGGCCAGUGAAAUCGUCAAAUCCAUACCCUCCCCUGCUCAGGGCGUUGGCCCUGUUUACCAGUCUGAUAAAGAAAAACCUACGGCAACAGUAUCUAAGGACAUUUCCUACGAAAAUGUCCACGUUCUGCCUCAAACCCCUCAACUGAUUGCGUUAUUGACAAUGAUCAGAGAUCAAAAUACCAGCCGUGCUGACUUCAUCUUUUAUUCGAACAGGAUCAUCCGUCUCCUGGUGGAAGAAGGCCUCAACCAUCUUCCGGUUGUUGAGCAAUCCGUCACUACUCCUGUGGGCCGCGCAUAUCUUGGUGUUAAGUUCGAGGGGAAAAUAUGCGGAGUUUCGAUUAUGAGAGCUGGCGAGGCAAUGGAGCAAGGGUUGAGAGACUGUUGUCGGUCGGUUCGGAUAGGGAAAAUCCUUAUCCAAAGAGAUGAAGAAACAUGCAAACCAAAGCUUUUCUACGAGAAGCUUCCUGCUGAUAUAUCCAAUCGAUGGGUACUUCUGCUAGAUCCAAUGUUUGCAACAGGCGGAUCUGCAACACUUGCUGUUGAAGUUUUGAAGGCCAAGGGUGUACCAGAAGAGCGUAUCCUAUUUCUAAAUCUUAUUGCAAGUCCUUCGGGAGUUACAGAUUUUGCGAAACGCUUCCCUAAGCUCAGGGUUGUGACUGCCUUCAUCGACCAAGGUUUAGAUGAAAAGAAAUAUAUUAUUCCGGGCCUUGGUGAUUUCGGUGACCGAUACUAUACCCUAUAAAAAAUAUAGCGACCAGAAGGACAAAUACCUCUCCCCAGCCAACGCCUAAAUAACAAUAAAUUUCCCAGUAUCUUUUUGGCAAUUGCCGUCUGUGGAACAUUCGCCAACAGACUGCAUGGCAUACGCACUUAUAGUAGAGUGAACCCUGUAGGCAAAGGAGUAAUAAUCACUAAAAAUCGCAAUGCCUCCAUUUGCACAGCGUUUAUCUUCCCCGCUGUAUCUUCAAUAACUUUCUGA